AUGGCCCCAAUCGGCAUCAGUAUUCCCCAGCUCACCACGUUCAGCACACCUAGCAAAAUCGAGGUUGUUGGUAGCACCCAGGUUCGCAGAGGUGCUGGCGUGCUGCUGGGGCUGACCGGAGGGGCUAAGAGGGCCGACCUGCCACACCUGGUUGAAGCUGGUCCUCCCUGGAGGGAGCUGGAUGGUGGCGCGUAUGAUCAUCUCCUGGCCGUCCCGAAACUCAGCGGAGAGGGAUGGGACUUGGAAGCUGAGGGAGUUCUGCUGGAGGGUGGUGCGGUAGUCAUUGAGGGCGAUGGCGGAGGUGUAUGCACGAGGAGUGGAGGAGGAGGGGUCCACCAAGGCCACAAGGCACUGGGCACCGCUCAUGCCUCUGCCGCCCGGAUUUAG
This is a messenger RNA of Striga asiatica, 387 nucleotides long. The record is from the annotation of a GenBank genome assembly. NCBI's taxonomy places the organism in Eukaryota, Viridiplantae, Streptophyta, Magnoliopsida, Lamiales, Orobanchaceae.